AAACCUGGUGUUGAGACGGGACGUUUUCACUGACAAUAACUUAAAGGACAUUAUGGACGUCAUAGACCCCAUCAUGAGUCUCGCCUCAGAGAUCUACGAUCUGGUUGAGAGGGUGAAGGCAAAUAAGAAGCGCUGCCAUCGUCUUGGUACCCGGGUCAAAGGCCUGGAGCGGGUGGUGAAGUCCAUCAGAGAAAGGAAAGAAAUCCCUAAAAAUGUUAAAGUGGGCCUGAAAGACCUCAGAACCACUCUGAAAUCAGCAAGAAGUAUUGUCACUAAAUACACCACAAGCAGCUGGAUUAAGCUCGUCCUGAAGUCUGGCAGCUACGCUGAGGAGUUUGACUAUGUGAACACCGGUCUCAAUGAUGCCUUCCAGGUACUGUCUGGAAAUCUGCAGGUGCAGCUGUGGGAAGAGGUGUCCCACUUGUUCAAAGAGUCCGACAGAGAGAAAGAAGACGAGGUGGACGGGAGGGAGGAUGACAACGAGCUGCAGACAUUGCUCAUGGCGUUCCAGAAGGAGCAGCAGGAGAAAUUAGAUGCCAUGCAUAAAGAUGUUCAAUCCAUGACAGAAAACAUAUUACAGGUCUUGUUUAUCUUGAAAAAGCCGAGCAUCACUGAUGAAGCCAUCCGAAUGAUCAAAGAAGACGAGCUGGACUACGAUGAACCAAAAGAGCCUUUCAUGAAUACAGCAAUCUCAGAGGUCUACAAAGGAAUGUACCGUGGAUUCCCAGUGGCCAUUAAGAGAUACAUUGACGCUGCAACCAGCCCAAGCGAGGUGCGUCGCAUUUUCCACCAGGAGGUUGAACACAUGAAGCAGUUUGAGUCACCCAACAUCCUGCGAAUGUUUGGCAUGUGUGUCAAAGACGAGAAAGGACCCAACCCUGAGUUCUUAAUCAUCAUGGAGUACUGUGAGCACGGAAGUCUCCGUCAGUUUCUGGACUCUGAUCACACUGUGUCCUGGCACAUGAAGGCUCGAAUGUGUCGGGAUGCAGCGCGAGGACUCUAUCGACUGCACCAAUCUGAAGCCAAAACUAAGGUUCAUGGAUCCAUCAGCAGCAGCAAGUUCCUGGUGGCUGAAGGCUACACCGUCAAGCUGGGAGGCUUUGAGCUGACGCAAACUGAGACAUCGAUAAGAAAGAAAACAAGGGACCAAAGCACCGAGUCUGUGUGCUACGACUCUCCUCAGCUGCUCCACAGCCUCGAAAACAAAAAAGACAAAAAGUCAGAGAUUUACAGCUUUGGAAUCGUCAUGUGGGAAAUUGCAACUAGACAGAAGCCCUUCAAAGAUUUGUCAGAUAAGGAAAUCCUUCAGAAAGUGCUCAACGAGAAAUUUAUGGAGGAGCUCCCCGACGACUGUCCCGAAGGACUGAAGAGUCUGAUCGACUCCUGUCGCAACUUUGAUGAGUUCAAGAGACCCUCUGUUAGAGGGCUGGUGGAUAAACUGCAAAUCUUGGUGACACAGCUGGAUGUUGAAGCUGUUUCUCCGUCUGCCUCAGCAUGAGCAGUACUCAGGGUUUUCUUCUCAUGGUCAUCCUCAGAAAUAGAAAUACUUAUGUUAUGUUAUCAAAGUGGCCUGUAACUGACUUAAAACUCUAAACUCUUUAAUUCAACCUUCUAUAUGCAUGGGCUUACAAAUAUGGUGGUUUGUUUGAGCAGCAUUGUAAUUUUGCAUGUUUUUUUAUGUAUUAACCUUAUAUUUUGAUCAGCAACAAAUAUUUUUAUGCAUCACAGUUACAUCUUAUUCCCCUGUCAUUCUUUAAUUUGGAAUUCAAGUAUUUCCACAUAUCCAAUUUAACAUUUUGUUUUGGGGAUGCAAUAGGUAAGCUGAGCCUUUCGGCCAUGGCACUAAAAAGAAAUUAUGAAAUCAAUAUAUGAAUGUACAUUAGCAAGCUAGCUUAUCACACAUUAGGAUAUUCACAAUCACCCCAAUAAUGCAAAUUGACAUGUUUUUAGUUUGAGUUUAAUUUGACCUUUAUGUUAACCAUGACUAUCAAUUCUCUCUGUUUAAUUCAACAUAUGUGCCGUUGCUUAAUGAUGACUAAACCAAGCAUACAAAAUAUUCUUGUCCUCUUUGUACUCUACUUUCAGUGAACCUUUGAAUCAGGGUUUUGUUUUGUUUUUCCAUUUCCAUGCCUUUUUUUUGUUGAUGAAAUAAAAUACUAAGAAGAAA
Messenger RNA from Centropristis striata (black sea bass), 2167 nucleotides. Its product is annotated as mixed lineage kinase domain-like protein. Gene Ontology annotation, biological process: protein phosphorylation; cell surface receptor signaling pathway. Lineage: Eukaryota; Metazoa; Chordata; Actinopteri; Perciformes; Serranidae. The record is from RefSeq and is a predicted model, not a curated record. The transcript is spliced from 11 exons. Bases 53 to 1498 code for a protein of 481 amino acids. Gene Ontology annotation, molecular function: ATP binding; protein kinase activity.